Molecule: messenger RNA, 650 nt
Organism: Dreissena polymorpha
Lineage: Eukaryota; Metazoa; Mollusca; Bivalvia; Myida; Dreissenidae
Exons: 6
Coding region: 92-445 (117 amino acids)
Biological process (GO): proteolysis
Molecular function (GO): cysteine-type peptidase activity
Source: RefSeq, a predicted model, not a curated record
AUGCUGCACCUUGCUUAUUGUUUACACCCCUCCAGCAUUUUGAAGUUCCUGUUCUGUUGACCUACACUUCCGCAGAUGCAUAGUGUGUUAUAUGGUGCCCUUAUUUUGGCAAGACGUGGGUCACCCCAGUCUACAGAUAAUGGAUGCAUUUUUACAUCUGCUGUGUUUGCCUUUGGAUGGCAGUGUUCUCCAUGUAGCAAGUACAGUAUGGACUGCCAUAUUUUUGGCACAAGACCCUGAUAAACACAGGUAUUUAAGCGAGGUGCAGAUACUGGAGUAUGAUCAUCUGGUUGGAGCAGUCAAUGAGGGUGGAUUCCACUGGUCUCUUAUAGUUGUGCAACCGAAAGACAACAAAGUAUUGUACAUAAAUCCGAUGGGGGAGCAGAAUGUUUCCCAGCAACAGAUCCUGCAACAAUGGAUUAAAUGUGUGCACAUUCGGCGCUGAUCCAGCAUUGAUAUGGGCGGACCAAUACAUUGGAACAUACUCUGCCCACGUCAUGCAAAACAGUCAGAUUCAAUAUCUUGCGGUGUCUACGUUUUAAAGUAAGCAGAAUGCUACCUGCAGAAUCAAUCCCUAGAGUUUGUGCUCAGCAAAACACAACUACUAGAAGAACGGAGACGAAUAGCCAGAAGACUGCUUUCUGAAGGGG